This is a messenger RNA of Oreochromis niloticus (Nile tilapia), 1319 nucleotides long. RefSeq lists its product as uncharacterized. Lineage: Eukaryota; Metazoa; Chordata; Actinopteri; Cichliformes; Cichlidae. The coding region runs from base 231 to 1319 and encodes 362 amino acids. The record is from RefSeq and is a predicted model, not a curated record. The transcript is spliced from 5 exons.
AACAUUGCAGCCCAAAGAGAGUGGCCCAUGCAGCCCAACGCAGAUUACUUAUUUGAAGGUACCUGAAAAGUGAAUGUGCUUCACUGUGCUGAUAUAAAUUUAUUGUUUUCAUAUUGAUUCUGUUCUGAUUCUGGCUAUCCUUCAAUUGGCAAAUUCAAUCUCUUAAAAAUGUUGACUUGUAACAUUUGUGGCUUUAACGCUCGUUCUUCGACUGAUUACUUGAAACACUCAUGGCUAAACUGGAGGAAUUAGGAGUUAUCUCUGUAGAUGACCUGAGCCUUGUGGACCCGGAGGACAUUAAAGACACACUGCCAUUCAUUCAGUACAAAAGAUUCGUCAGAGCUGUCAAAGCAUUGGAAGCAGAUUCACAAACUCCACCGCAGUUCACCCGGCCUGGCCCCUCAUCAACACCUGAACCACAGAGGUUUCAGCUGCCCUCAACACCACCUGAGACAGCCGACUCCCCAUCCCAAGACACAUAUUCUGUACCAUGGCACAAAUUUCCCUCAAAAGUCAUGGAUGAGUUGCGUGAAAAAAAGUACAUAAUGGGGAAAGACAGACGAGAGAUGGUUCGGAUCGUCCCUGAAGAUUACCUCCAUAAACACCCAGGAAGACCUGGUAGACAAAAGCUGAGGGAACUCGCCAGUAUGAUUGUAGGACAAUAUCCUGCCUCCUUCAAGCUGACAGAGCCGUUUGGAAACAAACCUUUUGCAAAAGAUGGUUCUGAAACUCUCUUUCGUCAGCUGGAACACAGAAUUGAAAAUAUGAAGAGGCCACAAAGCUCACUGAAGAGGCAAGCAGGGGGUGAAAAUUCAACAAAGAAAAGGCCCAGGAAUUCAGAUCUGUAUGGAUGUGUGGCGUGGGAUCCAAUCAUUGAGGGGGCCGUGUGUAGAGAAGACCUGCUGUCUAAACGAGAUGAGUUGAAACGUGCCUUUCAAACCCAGGAUCUUCAGGAGUCAUCUGUUCGAAAAUUGAUGACUGAAACAUAUCCCAUUCAGCGUGAAAUCCUCAACGAUGAUGAUACCACUAUUGCCGUUGUAAAGGACGAGUGGCCGUUCCUGUUUGAAGUUCCUCACCUGUUUGAUCAUGCAUCUAAACUCCUUGGCUUCUCUGUACAAAACAAGCUGGCACAGGAACUUUCCAAAAAAGAAAAGGGGAUCAAUGACUUCCUUGACUCCAAAGGGAUGAAGACGGGCGAAGGUCCAAUACAGCUCAUCUGUGGCAUUUCAAAAUACUUCAAGGAAGACUCUUAUAAACUCUUCCACAAAAAAGAGAUCUCUGCAGAUCCUGAAGUCGAACUCCCAGUGCAUGCAUCCUGA